This is a messenger RNA of Heterocephalus glaber (naked mole-rat), 3307 nucleotides long. NCBI's taxonomy places the organism in Eukaryota, Metazoa, Chordata, Mammalia, Rodentia, Bathyergidae. The record is from RefSeq and is a predicted model, not a curated record.
CGGAUCCGGAGGAGGGUCGCGAUCCGGGUUUGGACCAGGCUUUCAGAGCCCUGCUCCCCUGGCCCCUCGGCGAUGUAGCCUUUCCACCAGCUUGUGGCUUCUCCGACCGCCCCUUAGCUAGGAGGUUCUGGUCCCGGGCCGCCACCUCUAUAUUGAAUGGAAGGGUCCUCUCCUGAUAGGUCCAGGUCGUCCCCGAUACAGGCUGUGUCUUCCCCAUCAGACCCAGAUCCCGCGGGUGUCUCCCCCGACCGGUGGGGAACUCUACGUGGGAGUAGGGGUCGGAAUCUGCUGGUAGCAGGGGAGCAGCUGGGGCAAGACUGUUUCCUUGGACGGGGAUCGAGCCUGCUCCGCGAGGCCAGCAGCCCUGUGAGGGCAGGGCUGAGCCUCCCGCAAUAGACUGGGAUCUACGGAGUAGUCCGCCCUCAGCCUGGAGCUCCUUGGGCUGGGCAGUGGUUCCGCCCUCAGCCUGGGAGCUGGCUGGGCAAGGAUUGUCUCUCCCAUCAAUCAGGGCUCCUCGACAGGGCUGUGUCCUCAUCAGACUGGGAUGUUCCUGAGGGCAGGCGGCCCUGUCCCCUCAGGGAGUCCUCAGGACAGGACUGUUUCCCAUCAGACAGGGUGGCCCUGGUACCCUAGAAUGUCCCAUCAGGGGAGGUCCUAUGGUGGCAUGUUUGGGAUGUAGGAGUCUGUUGGAAGGUGAAAUUUGAGAAGAGAGGACCAGGCAGUAAUUCAGUCGCUGGCUGGGAGCACAAUAGAGUCCCAGCUAAGAGCAGACUUGCCCCAAGGGAUCCCCAUGUAGGCUGGGGGUUAGCAACAGGUGAGAACAUGGCCCUCAUCCCACCCUCCUUUGGGUAGAGGACAUUCACAGCAUAGUGGCCCAUGGCAGCUUUCAGAAAGAGACUCGGGUGGCCCAGUAUGGGCCAGGGUGACUGAGGCACCGUCCUGGGGGAAGUGACCCCGGGCUUGGGCCUGAGGGAACCUGAGGCUGCAGUGUGUGGGUCCCUGGUGGAGGGAGCCUACCUGGACUCCGUGUCCCCUGUCUGUCCCACUUGUUUCCCCUGCCAUAGCUGGGGCCAGUGGGGCCUUGAUGGUGGCCAGGGAGCUGGCUUAUGUGUGGGGCUGGCUCCCUGGUGUGUGCUGCUGUCCCUCUCUUCGUGGUAAGGGGCUUGGGGCUGCACCAGGAUGGGUGCCUGAGGAGCCCAGCCACCCUUUCCCAGAUCAGUGGGCAGCUCUCGCCUCGCCUCUUCCGGAAGCUGCCGCCGAGGGUCUGUGUGUCACUCAAGAACAUCGUGGACGAGGAUUUCCUUUACGCAGGGCACAUCUUCCUGGGCUUUUCCAAGUGCGGCCGCUAUGUGCUGUCCUACACCAGCAGCAGCGGGGAUGACGACUUCUCCUUCUACAUCUACCACCUCUACUGGUGGGAGUUCAACGUACACAGCAAGCUGAAGCUGGUCCGGCAGGUGCGGCUCUUCCAGGAUGAGGAGAUCUACAGUGACCUGUACCUAACCGUGUGUGAAUGGCCCAGUGAUGCCUCCAAGGUCAUCGUCUUUGGCUUCAACACCCGCUCACCCAACGGCAUGCUCAUGAACAUGAUGAUGAUGAGUGAUGAGAACCACCGUGACAUCUACAUCAGUACCGUGGCUGUGCCACCACCUGGCCGCUGUGCUGCCUGUCAGGACGCCAGCCGGGCGCACCCAGGGGACCCAAGUGCACAGUGCCUGCGACAUGGCUUCAUGCUGCACACCAAGUACCAGGUGGUCUACCCGUUCCCCACCUUCCAGCCUGCCUUUCAGCUCAAGAAAGACCAGGUGGUGCUGUUGAACACCAGCUACUCCCUGGUGGCCUGCGCCGUCUCCGUGCAUGCAGCAGGUGACAGUGGCUUCUGUCAGAUCCUGUAUGACCACACAGCCUCUCCGCUGCCCCCGUCCAGCCCCCCGGGACCCUGCAGCCCUGAGACACCCCCCACCCUCCCCAACCUCUGCCCAGAGGCUGCCCCAGCCUGUCCCUCAGGGGCCUCUGAGCCCUCACCUGCCAUCGCCAGAGCCAAGGAGUUUGUGGCUGACAUCUUCCGCAGGGCCAAGGAGGCAAAGGGCGGGACUGCUGAGGACACCCGGCUUCCUCCCUGCCCUGGGCCCUCAGGCAGCCGGUGCCGGCUGUCCUCAGAGCUCCCGGGCCUCUGUGGUGAGGCAGCACCCAGGGACAGUCCUGCCGCAGCACCUGCCCUGGAGCCUGGCUAUGUCAACUACACCAAGCUGUACUACGUGCUGGAGGCCAGUGAAGGGGCAGAGCCUGAGGAUGAGUUCGAGGACGACAAGAUCUCCUUGCCCUUUGUGGUAACUGACCUCCGAGGCCGAAACCUUCGUCCCAUGCGGGAGCGAACCGCCAUCCAGAGCCAGUACCUGACGGUGGAGCAACUCACACUGGACUUUGAGUACGUCAUCAACGAGGUCAUCCGCCACGAUGCCACGUGGGGCCACCAGUUCUGCUCUUUCAGUGACUAUGACAUCGUCAUUCUGGAGGUCUGCCCAGAGACCAACCACGUCCUCAUCAACAUUGGCCUGCUGCUGCUGGCCUUCCCGUCCCCCACGGAGGAGGGCCAGCUCCGACCAAAGACCUAUCACACCAGCCUCAAGGUGGCAUGGGACCUCAACACGGGCAUCUUUGAGACAGUCAGCGUGGGUGACCUCACCGAGGUCAAGGGGCAGACGAGUGGCAGUGUCUGGAGCUCAUAUCGCAAGGGCUGCGUGGACAUGGUCAUGAAGUGGCUGGUGCCUGAGAGCAGCGGCCGCUAUGUCAACAGGAUGACCAACGAGUCACUGCACAAAGGAUGCUCGCUGAAGGUGCUGGCGGACAGUGAGCGGUACACAUGGAUCGUGCUGUGAGGGCCCAGCUGCCCAGACACUGACGCCAACUACCUCCGCAGCUGGAGCUGGCCGCCCCUGUGCCGGCCUCUGCCCGACUGGUGGCCCAAGACGUUGACAGUAGUGUUGGGCUGCAGGAAGGGCUGGGCAGUCAGCCCAGCAGCCGGAGAGUCUGGACGCUUUUUUUAUUUAUGCGUAUUUAAGUUGGGAAGGGGCAGAGGGGGAGCCCUGCCCCCCCAGCCUGGAGUGCCCCCCUUCCUGCCGUGGGCCCGGACCUAGUCUGCAUUUGCCCCUUUCCUGGGCACUGCUGCCAGUGGGACCCUCGGGGAGAUGAAUAAGUCCUGGCUUCCCCUGCCCUGCCCACCCAGCCUCACCGCGCUGCAGGUGGUGGGGAGCCCAUGAGCACCCCACUUUGUCCCUCUUCAUGUAAUAAAUGCUUUAUUUCCAAA